AUGGAUGUCGAAAUGCGUGCUGAAGUACCAAUAAUUACCCAACCUUCACUAAUUCAGACCAGUCGAUUUGGAAGUUUAAAAUCAUUUUUUGCUACUCUGUUAACAGUAUCAUUGACAUUUUGGUUAAUUAUUUUUCUGAUUGCAUUGAUAAGUGCAAUACCAUUAACUCAAUUAAUUGUUGGAAGCUUGUUUAAAGAUGAGUGCUCUAUUAAUUAUCUUAUUCCAAUAUAUUUGAUUGUUGCCGGUGUGACUGGAUUAGUAUAUGUUAUUAUUUCCAUGGGUCAAGCAUGUGUAUCAGAAUCUGGAAGAUUGGUAUUACUAGCGUUGAAAGUUUUAUUUGAGCUAUUUAGUUUGGCUUGGCUUAUUGCUGGAAAUGUUUGGGUGUUUAGUGUUCAAUCAACAGUGCAAUUCACCAAUCACAAUGAGACAAAUACGUACUGUCACCCGACUGCUUACAACUGCGCGUUUAUAACAAUCAUUCUCACAUAUACAUUUGCAUGUUGUGGACUUUGGAUAAUUUUUUAUGAAAAAUUAUGA
Messenger RNA from Rotaria socialis, 537 nucleotides. NCBI's taxonomy places the organism in Eukaryota, Metazoa, Rotifera, Eurotatoria, Philodinida, Philodinidae. The record is from the annotation of a GenBank genome assembly.